Durio zibethinus is the source of this 1446-nucleotide messenger RNA. Lineage: Eukaryota; Viridiplantae; Streptophyta; Magnoliopsida; Malvales; Malvaceae. The record is from RefSeq and is a predicted model, not a curated record.
AUGGAGAUAGUGUUCAUGCCCACACCAGCCAUCGGCCACCUCGUCUCGCAUGUUGAGUUUGCAAAGCGGUUGCUUGAUCAAGAUGAUCGUUUCUCAGUCACUGUCCUAGUCAUAAACCCAGUUUUCGCCCCUGAGAUCCGAACAUACGCUGAAUCACUUGCUGCCUCUGAUGGUCGUCUACGAUUCAUCGAUCUCUCACAAAUACAGUUUGCUCUGCCAAGCCUUCCCCAAACCCCAAAACUGCUCGAUAAACUACGCUAUAUCGAGAGUCAUAAGUUGCACGUCAAACAGUCUUUAAUCAAUCAGGUUUUACUUGAUUCAGUAUCUUUUGCAGGGUUAGUUGUUGAUACGUUUACAACUCCCAUGAUUGAUGUGGCCAAUGAACUUGGGCUCCCUUCCUAUCUUUUGAACACUUCUAGUGCAGCCUCUCUUGCAUUCAUGUUACACCUGGUUAGUCGCCAUGAUCAAGCUGCUGUUGCUCAGGACUUUCAAGCCCCCGAUACUGAGUCGGUUAUUCCAGGUUAUAUGAAUCCGGUUCCAAUUAAAGUUUUAAAUUCAUUACUGUUUGACAAGAAUUGGUACAAUUACUUCUUAAAUCUUGUGAGAAGAUUCAAGGAGACCAAAGCCAUGAUUACUAAUUCUUUUGCGGAGUUGGAAUGUCACGCUGUUAAGUCUCUGUUAGAGUUAGAAAAUAAUAUACGAUUUUACAUGGUGGGUCCGCUCCUUGACCUUCAUGGUCGGAGUAGUUCGCUCUGCGAUAAAGCCCAACGUAACGAGGUCAUGAAAUGGCUUGACAAUCAGCCACCAUCAACGGUGGUUUUCCUUUGUUUUGGAAGCUUAGUGCCCAUGGAUGAAGCACAAGCCAGGGAGAUUGCACAGGGGCUUGAGCGAUGCGGGCAUCGAUUCUUGUGGUCAGUACGAAUACAAAUGCCAAUGAAUGACGAGUCAGAAAAGCCUAAUAAUGGCACCAAUCUCAAGGAAAUUUUGCCCCAAGGGUUCUCGGAGCGGACCAAAGGAAGAGGAUUGGUUUGCAGUUGGGCUCCACAAAUUGAGGUUCUUGCCCACAAAUCCAUCGGAGGCUUUGUAUCACACUGUGGAUGGAACUCAAUUCUGGAGAGCUUAUGGUAUGGGGUGCCCAUUCUGACUUGGCCAAUGUACGCAGAACAACAAAGGAACGCAUUUCAGAUGGUGAAAGAUUUGGGAUUAGCGGUGGAGAUGAGAUUGGACUAUAAGCUUGGCGAAAGUGAUUUAGUGAUGGCAGAUGAAAUAGAGAAAGCUAUAAAAUGUUUGAUGGGGGCUGAUAGCAGUGCCAGUGAGGUGCGGAUCAAGGUGAAAAAGAUGAGUCAAGUGAGUAAGGAAGCUGUAAUGGAUAGUAAUGGCUCUUCUUUCACUUCGUUUGCCCGCUUGAUUGAGUUUAUGAUAGAUAAUGCUUAUAACAAACCUUGA